Messenger RNA from Mesorhabditis spiculigera, 1449 nucleotides. The record is from the annotation of a GenBank genome assembly. Lineage: Eukaryota; Metazoa; Nematoda; Chromadorea; Rhabditida; Rhabditidae.
AUGUUCCACCCGGCGUCAAACCCUAAAGCCGGCCAUUUCAUCGGGCCCCAAAUGUCGAUGUACCGCGUGGUGGUGCUGAUUUUUUGCUGCCAAUUUUGGGUUACAGCGCAGGAGGAGGGUUCAACAGAUGAAGAGGUUACGGUAUCAAAUACUACAGCAACGUCCACGACGAUUUUUUCGACAACAACCCGAGGAAUCCCGACACCACCUCCAUUAAGAUGCAUGACGGGACCCGGAAAUCAGUGCUACUUUGCCGGAACGAAUGAAGCUUGCGAUCCCUGCGAGCUAAAUCCUUGCUCCCCAGAGCAGUACUGUACCCCAAACCUUUCCGCCUGCCAACCAGAAUGCAGAUGCCGCAAAAGAACGCAACAUUUAGAAAACGGGACCUGUGUUAGUAUUUGCCAGCCAAAUCCAUGUAAUGGGCAUACGUGUCGGGAAUACGAAAACUCAAUCCUCGGCUACCGUUGCAGUUGCGACCAAAAUUGGGCAGGCGAAAAUUGUGAAAGAUGGAGGAAUUUCUGUCUUGACAAAGAGCUCAAAAAUUGCCCCGAAGGCCCAAGGGAUUGCAAGAUGACAGGUCCCGGGCAGUAUGACUGUAGCUGUACAGCUGGGUAUUUCCAUAAUGAGACUGAGAAUACGUGCGAAAAAAUCGGCCAACUCCUCGAGAUAACCCUCAAGUUCCCGAGCACAUACUACAACGAGUUGUACAACAAUUUCUCGACGCCAUUUUUCAUUAAUGCGUCUCAGGAAAUCAAUGAAACGAUGAACGACAUUUUCGGUUCGCUAAUGGUUGGGCUAGAGUAUGGGAGGUUCGAAGAGGGAUCAUUGGUGGCGAAUUUAAAUGCCUCUUUAAAAGUGCCUAAAAGUGGAUUUCCUGAAGAUAAUGUGAUCAGUUUGGAGCGCUACGUAAUAGACUGCAGAAGUCGGGAAUGGCGCGAAAAUGGCUCUCGGCUGUGUUUUGGAACUCUUGGAGAUGCGUUUAUACCGUAUAAUGGUGUUAAUUCGACUGAUCUCCGAUGUUCCGGAAUAUUCUGCCCGGCUCGAACUCGUUGUAUACCAAUGUACAACCAGUCUGAAGCCACGAUUUGUAUAUGUGAGGAUGGCUAUCGUGGGAUUAGCACUACCACCGAUCAAUAUGGAAAUGUGAUACAGAUUUGUGACGAUAUUAAUGAAUGUUUAACUGGGCAAUUCUGCGAGCCCGGUACGGUGUGUCGAAAUACGGAGGGCAGCUUUACCCUGGCCAUUGGCCGUCCUCAUCGUAGCCGCCGUACUAUUCGUAAUACUCCUCGUGAUCCUCACCCUGCUCAUCUUGGCCCGAAUCCGCAAACGAUCUGGGUUGUCGGUAUUUUCGUCGGCUUUCUGAAAUACGAAAUGGACUUCCAACCCCAGCAAUUCCAAGACCAAGACGGGUCAAACUUGUCGAUAAAUCGCAAAUAUACCUAUGAAAUG